Molecule: messenger RNA, 2328 nt
Organism: Raphanus sativus (radish)
Lineage: Eukaryota; Viridiplantae; Streptophyta; Magnoliopsida; Brassicales; Brassicaceae
Product: cysteine-rich receptor-like protein kinase 10
Exons: 7
Coding region: 242-2245 (667 amino acids)
Biological process (GO): protein phosphorylation
Molecular function (GO): protein kinase activity; ATP binding
Source: RefSeq, a predicted model, not a curated record
UGUAAUAAUAAAAAAAAGUUUUAUAUGGUUUAUAGUUCUAAAAUCCAUAUUUUUUGAGUUAACUUCCCUAAUUAUUAUUUCCAACUCAUUUUGUUUAUGGUUAAGAUGUGACGGUCCUAGAAAUAGAAACAAAGACCGUCGUUUACUUUGAAUUGACGUAUCGUCGUCUGCCACAACCAUCCUCUAUCUCAAGUUAUUUAUCAGAAGAAAAAUAAAUACGUAUAAAUGGGAGCUCCAUGAUAUGAGAAACCCAAAUCUUAGAAGCCGAACAAUGUCUUCUUGCGCCUCUUUCUUCAUCCUUUUCCUUUCUUUCUUCCUCUCAAGCUUUAGAGCUUCUGCUCAGAAUCCUUCCCUCUUAUACUCUGUUUGUCCGAAUACAACAACUUAUUCAAGGAACAGCACUUACUAUAACAAUCUCACAACUCUUUUGUCUUUCCUCUCUUCCCGCAAUGCUUCACAUUCCACAGGAUUCGAAAACGAAACAGUGGGUCAAGACCCAGACAAGGUCACCGGACUUUUCCUUUGUCUUGGAGGUCUCUCGCUUGAAGCUUGCCGUGACUGCGUCUCCUUUUCCGUCAACGAAUCCUUAACGGUGUGCCCAAAUCAGAGUGAGGCCGUACUCUACUAUGAUAACUGUAUGUUAAGAUACUCCAACCGGGAUAUACUCUCGACCGUUCAGACGACAGAAGGAUAUAUCUUGUCCAGCCUGAGAAUUAUUCCACCUAACCAACAAGAGAGCUUCCGAGAAUUUGUUUUGUCCUUGAUGAACCAAGCCGCAGCCGAAGCUGCCAAUAGUUCCAGAAAAUUUGGUACGAGACAAGACAACUUUACUGCGUUUCAGAGAGUAUACGGACUAGUUCAGUGCACCCCUGAUCUUACAACACAAGACUGUUCCCGUUGCUUGGAAACGUCCAUCAGUCAGUUACCCACUGAAAAUACUGGAGCAAGAAUUCUUUUGCCGAGCUGUAAUUCAAGAUACGAGCCUUACCUAUUUUACAACGAAUCCGCCACUAGCACACUUCCAUCACCAUCACCGCCGCAGGUUUCUACUCCUCCCCAACCUGGGAAAGAUGGGAGUUCAUCGGUGUUAGUGGUAGCCAUUGUUGUGCCUACUAUAGUAGUUGUUCUGCUUAUCAUAGCUGGUUACUGUUUCCUUGCAAAGAGGGCAAAGAGGACUUAUGAGACAGAACCAACAUUUAAUAAUGAGGAUGAUAUAACAACUACACACUCGCUGCAACUUGAUUACAGAACAAUCCAAGCUGCAACAAAUUAUUAUUCAGAGGAUAAUAAGAUUGGUCAAGGUGGAUUUGGUGAGGUCUACAAGGGUAUAUUUACGAAUGGGACUGAAGUUGCAGUGAAGAGACUGUCAAAGUCAUCAGACCAAGGUGACACAGAGUUCAAGAACGAGGUUGUUGUUGUUGCUAAGCUCCAGCACAAAAAUCUAGUUAGGCUUCUUGGAUUUUCUCUAGAACGAGAAGAAAGGAUAUUGGUCUACGAGUAUGUUCCAAACAAAAGUCUUGAUUACUUCCUGUUCGAUCCUGCAAAGCGAGGUAUGUUGGACUGGACUCGACGAUACAAUAUCAUUGUAGGAAUUGCUCGGGGGAUUCUGUAUCUUCAUCAAGAUUCGCGCCUUACAAUCAUACAUCGUGACCUAAAAGCUAGCAAUGUUCUCUUGGACGCGAGUAUGAAUCCGAAAAUUGCAGAUUUUGGAAUGGCUAGGAUCUUCGGAUUGGAACAAACCCAAGAAAAUACAAGCAGAAUAGUUGGUACAUAUGGUUACAUGGCUCCUGAAUAUGCGAUGCAUGGCCGGUUCUCAAUGAAGUCUGAUGUCUAUAGCUUUGGAGUGUUAGUACUUGAGAUUAUUAGUGGUAGGAAGAAUAACAGCUUUAACGAGACCGACAAUUCACAUGACUUGGUCACUUAUGCUUGGAGGCUUUGGAACUACGGAACAGCAUUAGAUCUUGUGGAUCCAAUUAUCAUUAAUAAUUGCCCAAAGAGUGAAGUGGUUCGCUACAUCCACAUUGGUCUUUUAUGUGUUCAAGAAGAUCCUGCAGACCGUCCAGCCUUGUCAACCAUAUUAGUGAUGUUCACUAGUAACACUAUGACUUUACCAGUCCCCAGACGACCGGGGUUUUCAGAUCAUACUAGAAUCAACGAUCCACUUGAUCCAGAUAAAUCUACGACAAGCAAGUCUUGUACAGUGUCUGCUGACGAAGCAUCGAUCACUACUUUAUAUCCACGUUGAAUUUGGUCUUAACACUCACUCAACUGAUAUGUAUUGAAUUUAAAUUAAAGCAUAUAUUUGAAUACUUCCAUGGGUUUUCAAUC